This is a messenger RNA of Plutella xylostella (diamondback moth), 1854 nucleotides long. RefSeq lists its product as uncharacterized. NCBI's taxonomy places the organism in Eukaryota, Metazoa, Arthropoda, Insecta, Lepidoptera, Plutellidae. The record is from RefSeq and is a predicted model, not a curated record.
AUGUCUGAAACAAGUGAUAUUGUCAAACAGAAAAACAUUAAAAGAGGUUACAUUAAAGCCACGCUAACAAGAUUGGCUACAUUUUCAAAGCAAAACUUGUCAUCAUGCUCCAAAGAUGAAUUGCUCGUCAUAAAGCAACGGUUAACCGAGGCCUUUAGUGAAUACGAAGAGCUCAAUCAGGAUUUGUUGUAUUUAAAUCCAAAUGACGAUGAAAAUAUAGUGCUAGUGGAGGAAACAUACUAUCAAACCUUGACAUGUUUCAAUCAGACAUUAACGACAUUAAAUUCUGGAAACCUACAAGAGCCAACAGCUUACAACACAACAGCCCAAUGCAGCCAAAGAACGAAAUUACCUGCUAUAAACGUCCUUAGACACAGUAAUAAGUCCUUAGACACAGUACAGAAGUUUUAUUAUUUGCGUUCCUUCCUUCAGGAGGAACCUUUAAACUUGAUUAAAAACCUACCUAUAACUGGGGAUAGCUACAAUGUUGCAUUGGAACUACUGAACAACCGAUACAACAACAAACAGAGGAUCAUAAAUGAGCACAUAGGUCGUCUUUUAGAUCUAAAGCCGUUAACCAAAUCUACUGCCUGCAACCUCAGGGAAUUUAUAGCCACUGUAAGGCAGGAGUUAGCGGCAUUAAAAAAUCAGGAAUCUAAUGUAAAGUAUUGGGAUGCAAUAUUAUUAUGUGUUUUGUCUCGUAAAUUAGAUGGCUACACAGCUCGAGCUUACCAGCUCGAAAGAAAUCAAGAUGCAGAUCCUGCCGUGGAAGAAUUUCUCAAGUAUCUGGAGCGGAGAGCCCUUGCGUUGGAAAGCGCUGAGCCCAGUCAAAAUGCUCAGCAUACAAGCAUGGACAACCGGGCAUCCACAACUAAGUCCAGACCCAUGGCUGCAACACACGUCGUGACAGGAACACAAUGCUCUCACUACGCUGUUGCUCCAGACGGAGCCGAUAAAGAUCGAGCUUCCCGAGCAGCCUCCGAGCCCAGCCCAGCCGCCGAGCACCGCGUCGGGGCCACAGUCUGAGUCAACCAGCGACAGCACGGCGCCAGCACCGCGACGAUACUUGAGUAUUAUUAACACUGAGUUCGGACACAUAGUAGGAGGUAACAUACCAUGUCAUUUAACACAGGCAGCGUCACACAAGGUAGUCUUAAAAUGUACAUUAGCCCCUCUCAAUGAUACGAUUGCUAAAUUUUGGAACACAGAAAAAGUGCCUGAAAUUUUUAGCAAGAAAUCUUCAGAACAGGAACUUUGCGAAGAGGUAUUUCAGAGUACUGUUAAGUUAGAAGAUAACAAAUUCCAAGUUGCUUUGCCUCUGAAGUUACCACUUUCCGAGGUAAACGACGCACUUGGCGACUCGUUUCACUUUGCACACAAACGGUUUUUGAACUUAGAGAAAAAACUACAUGCAAACCCAACUUUGUUCAACCAAUACAAAGAAUUCAUAGACGAAUAUUUACAGCUCAAUCACGGUCAUUAUAUAGACAUUGAGAUGUACGAUUUAAACAAGGAUGCGGUAUAUUUCCUUCCGCACAGAGCAGUCAUCAACGAGAACAGCAAAACUACACCAGUGCGUACUGUUUUUGAUGCAUCAAUGCUAACAAACAAGAAAAUUUCUUUAAAUGAUUUACAACUUAAUGGACCUACAGUCCAAAGAGAUCUGUACGAUAUCAUUAUCCUAUUUCGGUUAGGGAAAUUCACAUUCACAACGGAUAUAAGGCGCAUGUUUCGGAAUAUUAACGUCGAUCCCGCAUACACAUCACUUCAGAAUAUUCUCUGGAGGGAAAGCCCCACAGAGACACUAAAAGUUAUAAGACUCGAUUCAGUAACUUAUGGUUUGAAGUCAUCGAG